Molecule: messenger RNA, 1560 nt
Organism: Dothidotthia symphoricarpi CBS 119687
Lineage: Eukaryota; Fungi; Ascomycota; Dothideomycetes; Pleosporales; Dothidotthiaceae
Exons: 3
Coding region: 1-1560 (519 amino acids)
Source: RefSeq, a predicted model, not a curated record
AUGACAGGUAACGAGCUCAUCGAUCAGUUCAACAUCGAGGACAACGAUGUGGACAUGAACUCCGGCGGCGACCAAGAUGAUUACAUAGACGGAGCAGAUGCUCCUGCAGACGAUGGCUUCAAGCUUGACGGCUACAGUGACCUUGGCGAUGACAACGACAACGACGAAAACUACGAAAACGACGACAACGAGGCCAAGGACGACGACUCCGAGUACGACGACAACACCACCACCGGUCAGAAACGCAAGCGUGCCCGCCCUGCGUUCUCCCCCAGCACUCAAACCACCGACGGCGAAGCAUUCAUCAUCGAAGAGGGCACCAACUUCCUCAGCACCGUGACUCCCCAUGUGCCCGGCACUUUUGGCCGCCGCAAUCGCGGGCCGGGUGAGAGUCUGCCUGCGUACCACAGAAAAGUCUCUGCAACCUUGGACUCGGACGACGAGCUCAUGAUGAAGAUGCGUGAGAAGGGCUUCAGUGACCGCCAGAUUGCUGAUAAACUGGCCAAGGAUGGUCGUGUUCGUUACGAUCAAAAGUCCAUCUCCACGCGCAUCAUGCGUAUCCGUCUUGCGCAGGCCGGUAACGUGGACUUCCUCCUCAAAGAAGGAUACAAGGAGUGGGAGUUCAAAGACGACUGCCUCCUCAUGCAAGCCUACGCCCUCGCUGACAUAGAAGUCAGCUACGAACUAGAGCGUAUCCGCGCAUGGCGCUUCCGCAAAGUAUCCGAGUACAUGCGACGUCUGAACAAGGCCACGCUCUUCUCCGAAACCGCCUGUCGCGAGCGCUACAACGCCCUCGUCGAAGGCACAGCCCGCAUUCCCACAGACCUAGACGACGACCCGGAUACCCGCCGCGCGGAGAUGGAAGCCUUCCGCGAGGCCCGCGAGGAAAUCCGCUUCAAAGAACAGCAAGAAAAGGAAAUGCAGGAGGCGCGGGACCGCAUAGCCAAAGACCAGACCAAGGAGAAGAACGCGCAAAAGGCCCAGGAAGCAGCAGAUAAGCGCGCCGCGAAGGAAACAGGCAAAGCCCAGCGCGCCAUGCAGCGUGCUGCCAAAGCACAGCUAAGAGCCCAACGCGCGGCGGAGAAUCAGCAGGCGAAGACACAGCGCAACGCGCAGAUCAAGCGGCAGAAAGACGAGGCUGAGAAGAGGAAGAAGAAGGUAGCUAAGGUCGAUCCCAAGCCUAAGCUAACUCCCAAAUCGAAAGCUAAAGGUAAAGAGGCUGCGACGCCUGUUACUGCCAAAUCCAAGACUGCCGCCGAAAGACCAGAUCCACGCAGUUUCCUUUCUCUCCGAGACCUGGCCAAACUGUGUGCUGACCGCGGUAUCUCCACCGACGAAAAGACCAAAGCGCAGCUCCUCGGCGAGGUGCGAGAUGCUGAUGAUGAGUGGACAGCCGUGGAGCUGAAGAAGAUGUGCAAGUCGAAGGGCCUGAGCAUGCAGGGGAGUAAGUCGGUGAUGCGGCACCAGUUGGCGCUGGCGGCUGCGCAGCUGUUUCCGUCGUUUGAGAAGGUUGCGGAUGUUGGAGAGAGCGCGGAGGAUAUGGGGAGUGGUGUGGAGUGA